CUAAGGAAAUGAAUGAACAAGGUGAAAUAGAAGUGUUAUCAAUAAAACAUCGGCUCGGCAGGAAGCGUGAAGAGUUCCGUGGCAAACGUUACGAACAUGGUGGAAGGUUUCGUUCACGUAGUAUUAGUAGUGAUCGUAACAAUAGCAAAGAGAGAAAUGCUUAUCAAUUGAAGCGUGAUGCAAAACAGUGGGGUUCCCACAACAACGCGUGAAUUUAGGCCGCUGCUGGGAAGAGAUUUGAUGACAACAUUUUACCCAAAAUGGAAAAACGCGUUUAUUGAACCGAUUGAUAUUAAAAAAAUGGAUAUUGACAAGAAGCAUGACGAAGCAAUAAGAUUUGAAGCGGAUUUGGUGUUCACUUCAGAUCGGCCUAUUUUUCGAAAACCUUAUCAGGUACCUUAUAAAAUUAAAGAAAAUUUUUUGAAACAUUUGGAUGAUUUGGAGAAGCAAGAUAUAAUUACACCGAUCCAAGCGAGUGAGUGGGCGGCACCUGUAAUAGCAAUACUGAAAAAGGACAACGAACUAAGAAUGAUUGCUUUGGGAUCGCAUGUGCUAACGGCUCAUAGACACCAGCUGAAGUGUUUGGAGCAACCGAAACGAAAAACAACAGUGAUGGCUAUACCGUCGCAGCCAAGAAGACGUGGUUCUGUGGAUACUGAAGAUGAUUUCUUUGGAUUUCCGGAUGACGGCAGUAACUGGACGGUCGGUCCAGAAAUAGAGGGCGUUGAGAAAGUGUUUCCGACUAGGGUGCCGGCCGAUGAAAGUUUGGAACGUUCUGAAACUGUUCGCUAUUCUAGAAAAAGAAAAAAUAUUGAUAGGAGUCCGAUAUUGACUCGGUCAAAAAUGAGAAGAUGUACUGAAGAAUAAAUUUAUUUGCAAUUCUGAGCAUAGAUAAUGUUGACAAACGAUUUUUUAACAUUUAAGUGCUAAACUAUAGGAUUUAAGUGAUCGAUAAAUAAUGCUAUAAGAAUUUUAGAAUAAAGCAUUAAUUCCUGUAAGAAUUAUCUUGAUGGGGAAGAAUUGUAGCAUCCCUAUCAUCUCGAUAGUACUAAAUCAAAUUAUCUAUAUACUUACCAAUACUUAUCAAUAUGCUGUUCUGUAUGAUUGAAAUAUAUCAAAUCGAAUAAACUGCUCAUUCGAAGUUGAGCCGUGGAUUGUGACGGAGACAACUUAGU
Molecule: messenger RNA, 1175 nt
Organism: Armigeres subalbatus
Lineage: Eukaryota; Metazoa; Arthropoda; Insecta; Diptera; Culicidae
Exons: 4
Coding region: 178-867 (229 amino acids)
Source: RefSeq, a predicted model, not a curated record